Molecule: messenger RNA, 2138 nt
Organism: Plectropomus leopardus (leopard coralgrouper)
Lineage: Eukaryota; Metazoa; Chordata; Actinopteri; Perciformes; Serranidae
Biological process (GO): regulation of transcription by RNA polymerase II
Molecular function (GO): RNA polymerase II cis-regulatory region sequence-specific DNA binding; DNA-binding transcription factor activity, RNA polymerase II-specific
Source: RefSeq, a predicted model, not a curated record
CAUUUAUUUUUGUUUCAAUUGUCUUUUUAUUAUUGUAUAGCCGGUUAAGUUGGCACAACAUUAAUGAAAACUCUUGCCAACACAGUAAACACAUGGCACUUUUGUCGGAAGUUUAAAGGGAAAACGAUAACGCACGGAGUUAGCUAAUGUUGCUAACGUUAGCUUUUUCACGUUACAGUGUAGCCGCUGACUUCACCGCCAGCCUGCAGGAUGUCUAAACUUGAACGCUUGAAUGCUCGUGUGGCCAAACUACUGACUGAAGCGGUACAGGAGGUUCUGGAGGUGGUGAGGGAGACGGUGUCAGAGUUUCAGCAGAAAACUGCCAGAACACAGAGAGAGAACGAGAGUCUGAAGAGGAGGCUGCAGGAGCUCCAGGAGAGUAUAACAAGAGAGAGCACAGCUGUUCUACUUACAAGCAGUCCAUCACCUGAAGAAAAAGAAGAUGCACAGAAUCAAGAGCAGGAUUUGGGGCUCACUUUGAGGCAGGACUCAGACUUCCCUCUUGCAGUGCAAAUAUUGAUAAGUGGUCACAAACCUGACCAUGACGUGAAGCAGGAAUCGAAACAACGAGAGAGCUACGAUAUCGCCGAAUCACAAGCUGAGUGCAGCUCGGCGCAAACAGCCGAACAUUGCAAAGCACAACCAGAGGAGGUGACACAAGUUAUAGAGGAGGCAAUGACAGUUUUAGCCGAUAACACCUGCACCUCUCAAUCCAGCACCUCUCUCGGUGUAAACCUGGCUGUUAUUAAAAAAGAGUUGGAACUAACAGACUGCUCAACACCUGAACUACCAUCUCUUCAGGAACAAUACAGUGGAUGUGUGGAUUUAAGCUGCAACUCGUCCCGUCAGAACUCCGCUGAGAUUCACAGGUCACAGGUCAGUGCUGAUCCUCACGGACGCGUCUUUGUCCACUCAAAUCAUCCUGUACCUCGGAGGCACGGCUUUGCAAAAAGCACCAGAGCUGCAUUUGAUGGGAGAAAAAACAGGAUGGAGCACUUCAGGAGAGAUGACUCACACUUGUGUGUUGUGUGCGGAAAGACGUUCAGCAGGGUCGGGAACCUAAGAAUCCACCAGCGCUGUCAUACGGGAGAGAAGCCGUACGGCUGCAUACAGUGUGGGAGGCGUUUUAGUCAGGCAGGAGACCUGAAAAAACACAAGAGGGUCCACACAGGGGAGAAACCGUACUACUGCAACCAGUGUGGAAAGAGCUUCAGCCGGGGGGAGAAUCUGAAAAGACACCAGAAGAUCCACAUUGGAGAGAUUUUACAGUUACAGCAAGUGUGGAGAGAGCAACAGCAGUGAUGUUUUUACAAGACUGCAAAUGUAUCAGCACAUUUACUUUGUGGAGAAUCUGUGAAGGGUAAUUUUUGGUCUGUGUCCGUAGCUAAGAAAUAGAUGUGAGAUAUUUAAAUUAUAAACCACGGAACCUAUAAAAAGGCUAGUCCUUAAUAACUCAGAAAAGGAGUGACGUGCUGUUCUGGUGUGAAGCCAGCAGUGUGCUAGUUACGCUUGUCUUUUUGUCCUCCUGAUCACGAUGAAACAGGGCUUUAAAAGUUAACCACGUAACCAAAGACGCAAAAGCUUUGUAGAUAGAGAUGCAAGGAUAUAAAGGCUGUGAAUUGAUAUCUGUGUAACAUUGCUUUUGGCCCACAAUUUGGUCAAAUGUGGAAUAUUUACCUUGUAAAACUUAAAUUAGCAGAACAACAAAAAAAAAAGAAAUGAACUCCAAAGCUCCCGCAGAGCCAUUAUAAAUCCACACGGGGGUUUUCAAUUAUUUUGGCUGAUUUGAUGUUAAGACUUUGUGGCAUCUCCUGCACUCUCCUCUGUACCUAUCAAUGCACUAAACGUUACAGCUCUUUUGAUUCUUAUAGGUAAUUAUAAAGCUUUAUUUAAGAGUGGAGUCAUUUUGUACAAAUUAUUAGCAAACAAAUACAAAUACAGGAAUUAUUUGUGAAUGUACUAAUGCAACAUAAAGAUACUUAGAGAAUUUCUAAAAGUAAUGCAGACACCGUUUUCUUUUUAGGAGGAAAAGAAAGACAAAGCACCCAACCUAGACGCCCAAAAUAAAAUCAAAGGAUCCUACAUCGUACUAUAAGUGUCAUUAGUUCAAAGACACCUGCUGGGCUGUGCAGGACAAG